This is a messenger RNA of Pseudoliparis swirei, 3944 nucleotides long. RefSeq names its product zinc finger protein 84-like. NCBI's taxonomy places the organism in Eukaryota, Metazoa, Chordata, Actinopteri, Perciformes, Liparidae. Gene Ontology annotation, molecular function: DNA-binding transcription factor activity, RNA polymerase II-specific; RNA polymerase II cis-regulatory region sequence-specific DNA binding. Gene Ontology annotation, biological process: regulation of DNA-templated transcription. The record is from RefSeq and is a predicted model, not a curated record. The coding region runs from base 415 to 3426 and encodes 1003 amino acids. The transcript is spliced from 3 exons.
CGUUGUAAAUCAAGGUAAGGUAAAUACAAUUAAUAUUAAUCAAUUAAAGUAGAACAACUAAGUUACAACAACUAAGAUCAAAUACAAGGGUAAUAAUAUAAGCAAGUAAGAAGUGAUAAUGUGGUUAUUGUUGUUGGUGUCAACAAGUCUAAACUAGCAUUAUAUGCACGUAAAUAUACUUGGUUCCAGUCCAGUGCCGAUCUCCUUUUAUUGUGAAGGCCAGAGGAGCGGAAGUAGUGAGAGUGUUUCCGGGUCGCACAGUUAGCAGGUCAGCUAAGUGGAAAUAAAGACGCAAACACGGUGUUGUUGUCUUUAGUCUUCUUGGACUCCAUCUGUACAACAUGUCCACAGUCCAGGGUGGUCCACCGAGGUCCAAACGGCGGCUCGCGGAUCUCUGAUUGGACGUUUGGAGACAUGAAAAGGAGCAAAGUGCUGGAUGUGGUUUUAAAGGCCGAUAUGGAGCUGUGGAGAGAAGCAGGAGGUCACUGCUCCUCCGUUACAGGUGCUCCUUCCGGCCGGGUCCAGUCGGCCCUGAAGGGAAUGCAGCCAGAGGAGGGCCACGUUGGAGCCGGUGCACCGGUGGUCUGCCGGCGACCCCCCAGGGAGGCAAGACCUCCACCACACCUGUCUGAUUCUGCUGACCCACAGCCAGUUUUACCUUCAGAUGUACGAAGAGUGAUCGUUGGUGAAGAAGCACAGACGGACUGGAGCUCCAGUCUGGACCAGGAGGACCCAGACCCCCCACACAUUAAAGAGGACCAGGAGGACCCAGACCCCCCACACAUUAAAGAGGACCAGGAGGACCCAGAGCCCCCACACAUUAAGGAGGACCAGGAGGACCCAGAGCCCCCCCACAUUAAAGAGGACCAGGAGGACCCAGAGCCCCCACACAUUAAGGAGGACCAGGAGGACCCAGACCUCCCACACAUUAAAGAGGACCAGGAGGACCCAGAGCCCCCACACAUUAAAGAGGACCAGGAGGACCCAGACCCCCCACACAUUAAAGAGGACCAGGAGGACCCAGAGCCCCCACACAUUAAAGAGGACCCAGAGCCCCCACACAUUAAAGAGGACCAGGAGGACCCAGACCCCCCACACAUUAAAGAGGACCCAGAGCCUCCACACAUUAAAGAGGACCCAGACCCCCCACACAUUAAGGAGGACCAGGAGGACCCAGACCCCCCACACAUUAAAGAGGACCAGGAGGACCCAGACCCCCCACACAUUAAGGAGGACCCAGACCCCCCACACAUUAAAGAGGAACAGGAAGACCUCUGGACCAAUCAGGAGGGAGCGCAGCUUGAAGGUCUGGAGGAGGCUGGUAUCAGGUUCUCAUUCUCUCCUGUGAAGAGUGAAGAUAAUGAAGAGGAAGCUCAGUCCUCUCAUCUUCAUCAAAGACUAACUGAACACAUGGAAACAGAAGCUGAUGGAGAGGACUAUGGAGGACCAGAACCAGACAGGAAGUCAGGACCAGAACCAGAUCCUGGGGAGACUGGAGACUCUUCUGGACCUGAGACUGGUCCCAGAGAACCUCCGUCAGGGUUAAACAAAGAUUCAAGAUGUAAAGAUGGAGAGAAACCGUUGAGCUGCUCUGAGUGUGGGAAAAGAUUCAGCACCAAGGGAACCCUGAAGGAUCACAUGAGAACCCACACAGGGGAGAAACCAUUUCUUUGCACAGUUUGUGGGGAAAGAUUUUCCCGAAAGGGUCACCUGACCCAACACAUGCCGGUCCACACGGGAGAGAAACCGUUCAGCUGCAGCAUGUGUCUCAAAAGGUUUUCCUGGUGUUCACAGAUUACAAGACAUGUAUGUGUCGGCCACCGGUCCUCACAGCCUGAGGAGAACCGGGAGGAAGAACCUCCAGCCGGCAGCGCAAUGGACCCAGAGCCCCCACACAUGGAAACAGAAGCUGAUGGAGAGGACUGCGGAGGACCAGAACCAGACAGGGAGUCAGGACCAGACUGGAACCCAGAUCCAGCCCGACAUCCAGAACCAGAUAAAGAGACUGAACCGUAUUCUGAGGCUGAGGACAGUGUUGACGUGGAGUUCUGGAAAGAGACCAGGAAACAUCAGUCAGGGUUUACUUACCAGAGGAGUAAAAAGCUCUCUGCGGAUGAUGGACUUCAUCGCAGCAGGAAGCCAUUCAGCUGCUCUGGUGACAAGACAGGAAGUGAACCCAAGACUGAGGACGGAGUGGAUGGGGGUCUCCCUCCAUCAGGUCCAGAGCCUCUGGACAGUGAGGUCUCAGCCACAGAUACAGGACUUAACACGGACAUGAGGCCUUUCAGCUCCUCUGAGUGUCAGGAAAGAGCUGAAGAGCGUCUCACGCUGCUGACACGCGGGGGCCCACCCACAGGGGAGAAACCGCUCCGCUGCUCUCUUUGUAGGGAAAUAUUCAACAAGCAGGAAAGCUUACGUUGUCACAUGACACAGCACUCGGGGGAGAAACCGUUCCGCUGCUCAGUGUGCCGCUCAGACUGCGGGGACAGCGAGUCUCUAGUUCAACACAUGAGGAUCCACACAAUGCAAAUGAGGUUUAAUUGCACAAUUUGUGGUGAAGAGUUUGCGUGGAGGAGACAUCUCACGAAACAUCUGGAAGUCCACACAAAGAAGAAACUCUACACCUGUAGAGAUUGUGACCAACGAUUCACCUGGUACAACACACUCAGAAACCACCGAUGUGUCGGUCCUCAGGCCGCUCAGAUUCACCAGAGACGAACUGGACACAUGGAAACUGAAGGUGAUGAGGAGGACUGUGGAGGACCAGAACCAGACAGGAACUCAGAUCUGGAUUCUGUUGACAGUACCGGAGACUCUUCUGGACCUGAGACUGAUACCAGUGAUGACUGGAAGGCGACCAGAGAACCUCCCUCAGGGUUAAACUCUCUGAACAAUGGGGAAGUGUCCAGUGAGAAACCAUUCAGCUGCGCUGAGUGCGGGAAAAGGUUUAGCCACAAAGGAAAUCUGAAUAGACAUUCAAGAACUCACACGGGAGAGAAACCGUUCAGCUGCUCUGAGUGCGGGAAAGCGUUCAACGUUCGGUCUGCGCUGAAGGUCCACAUGAGAUGUCACACGGGAGAGAAACCAUUCAGCUGCUCCGUGUGUAAGAAAGCUUUCACUCAGAGAGGAAGUCUACAGACUCACAUGGGAACUCACACAGGAGAGAAACCGUUCAGCUGCUCCGAGUGUGGGAAAAGAUUUCUGACCAAAGCUCAACUGAAGAAUCACACGAUGAGUCACAGCGGACAGAAACGGUUCCUCUGCACGGCGUGCGGCCAACGCUUCACCUGGAACGACCAGCGGAGGAGGCACCGCUGUGGGGGCCAGCCGGAGGAGGAGAGCAGGGAGGGGGAGGGGCAGGAGGAGCAGGAACAGGAGGAGGAGGGGGGGAGGAGCAGGAGGAGCCUCCAGCAGCAGCUCAGCUGAAUACAGCAACAGAUCUCGUGAUAAAGAUAUAACUAUAUAAAGAUGUAACUAUACAAAUUUAACUAUAUAAAGAUGUAACGAUGUAACUAUAUAAAGAUGUAACUAUACAGAUGUAACUAUAUAAAGAUGUUCAUGCGUCUUUUCCUUUGAGUCCUUUAUUACAGGACCGGAACGAUAACGAGUCAUCGCACACGGUUCUCCAGGUUCUGCUCGUGAACCUUCACAGAAGCCCACGAGAAGAACCGCUGUGUUCCCGGAGGGCGAUGUGAGCUCUUCCUCCCUUGGGGAUCAUACCAACCUCUUCCUCAGAGCCCCGUGCCGACGCCUGAUCGCUGCUGCUCGGCCCAGAUGAGCCCGUCAGGAGCCUUCCUCAGAGGUCAGAGGUCACGUUCCUUCAGGGUGUUAAUGGCGGUUUCAACGUCUUCAUGGAGACAGUCGAUGUCUCUGUUCUACGUAUUUAAUGAGCCCGAGACUUUCUGUAAUUUUGUGCAUAUUACAAAUAAAGAACUUAGUUUCUU